AUGGACGCAAUCAACAAAAAGUCAACGGAAGAAGAAAUCAGUGAUAUUCAAAGCAGUUUUGAAUUGUACGUUGAUGGAAUCACAUCUGAUGACGAGAAGAAUAUCCUGUCAGCAGUUGGUCUUGUAAAAGAUGACAUCUCAGUUUCUAUUACAGAUUUAAACAGCGUUGGCCUUGAAAAUGAAGACAAAACUUCAAUCGCCUACAAAGAGACAAGUGCAGACUUUUCUUCCCUACUAGAUAAAGAUGAAACAAAAGAAGAAAUGCGAAUUCUUUUGAUCGGAAAGACCGGUGCAGGAAAAAGCAGGACAGCAAAUACCAUCUUAGGAAAGGAGGCGUUUUUAUCAAAGGCAAGCAUGCAUUCAAUAACACAUGAAUUACAAUAUGGAGAAGUUGAAAUCGACGGAAAACGGCUACUGGUCGUUGAUUCACCGGGGUUUUUUGACUUGACGAUGAGGGAGGAAGAUAUUGAUAGAGAAUUACAAAGGUGUGUAGAGUGUACAGCUCCAGGACUGCACGCUUUCGUACUUGUUACUGGCAUCGGUCGAUUUACUAAUGAUGAUUAUUUGGUGUUGCAAAAGUGCAAAGAAAAGUUUGGUGAUCAUUUAGAAGAGUAUUUGAUUGUUUUGUUUACUCGAGUUGAUGAUAUUGAGAAAGAGGGGAUGUCAAUAGAGCAGUUUCUAUCAAAUGGUGAUGAACAGCUUCUGAAGAUUCUUAAAAAGGCAAAGAACAGAUACAUUGCCUUCAAUAACCGUGCACCAGAGGACCAAAAGCAAAAAAACGUUUUAAAUUUAAUAUGCAUGAUACAGCGUUUAAUGAAGGAAAAUAAAGGUAAAAUCUUUUCAAAUAAGAUGUAUCAAGAUGUAGAGGAAGCUUACCAGAAGAAAAAGAAGAUGGAAGCAGAAGAAAUGAAAAGAAAAGAAGAGGAAGAAAAAGAAAAACAUUUCCAGGAAAUAAAAAGACAGGAGGUCGCCUUAAAUGAGGAAAGAGACUUAUUGGAAAAAAAGAAAGCUGACGCAGAAGCAGCGGCAAUUACCAACAUGAAACUACUUGAAGAAAAGUAUGAAAAAGAAAAAAAAAGAACUUGA
This is a messenger RNA of Saccostrea cuccullata (small rock oyster), 1086 nucleotides long. Its product is annotated as GTPase IMAP family member 4-like. The coding region runs from base 1 to 1086 and encodes 361 amino acids. The record is from RefSeq and is a predicted model, not a curated record. Gene Ontology annotation, molecular function: GTP binding. NCBI's taxonomy places the organism in Eukaryota, Metazoa, Mollusca, Bivalvia, Ostreida, Ostreidae. The transcript is spliced from 4 exons.